Molecule: messenger RNA, 729 nt
Organism: Penicillium lagena
Lineage: Eukaryota; Fungi; Ascomycota; Eurotiomycetes; Eurotiales; Aspergillaceae
Exons: 1
Coding region: 1-729 (242 amino acids)
Source: RefSeq, a predicted model, not a curated record
AUGAAGACAACUCCCACCUCUCUGCUCCGUGCAGCCCUCAUCGCCUCCACUAUCCAAGCUUCUGAAGCCCUCGUCGGCAUCACAUGGAAUGUUGCCGAUGUCCCCUCUGAUGGAUUGAAAGACAUUACUUUUCCUAUAUCCAUGCCGAACGCUCCUCACGUGUCUGGCUUUUACUUUGCCCAGCAAUUCAACUUCGGCGGUCAAUCGGACGUUGGCUAUACUGGACUUCAACCCCGCGAGGACUCUGGUUCCUCCUCUGUCGUUCACGCCGUUUUCUCCAGUUUCAUCAGCGGGACCACUUCAAGCGACAGCAACUGCAGCAAUGGAGCUGACGGCGGCGCCGGCGUGAGCUGCUCCGUGGAUGUGGACAGUACCUAUGCCGACGGGUAUGAGCUGCUGAUCCAGAACACCGAAGGCACUACGUGGACUGGGACGCUCGUUGACACUGUUACUGGCACACAGACCCAUAUAGGGUCUUAUACCCUUCCAUCUGGUAGCAGUGGAAUUGGUGGCAGCCAAUUAGGCUUUGUCGAGUAUUAUCCAUGGAAUUCAGGAACCCACUCCUGCAGCGCUCUGCCCAAGACUGAGGUCACUUUUGGUGCUCCUACUACCUCUGGUGGCGAGGCUGGCUCUCUUGAGGCUCCUUAUGAGUAUGGUGAUUGCGUUGGAGAGGUGGACUUCGAGGAUUCGAAGUCCGGCAGUGGCUAUACCAUUACCGUUGGGUUCUAA